This is a messenger RNA of Brassica oleracea var. oleracea, 1607 nucleotides long. Its product is annotated as la protein 1. Gene Ontology annotation, cellular component: nucleus. Gene Ontology annotation, biological process: RNA processing. The record is from RefSeq and is a predicted model, not a curated record. The transcript is spliced from 10 exons. Gene Ontology annotation, molecular function: mRNA binding. The coding region runs from base 113 to 1438 and encodes 441 amino acids. Lineage: Eukaryota; Viridiplantae; Streptophyta; Magnoliopsida; Brassicales; Brassicaceae.
AAAUAAAAUAAAAUAUAGACACAAAAAUUCGAACCGAAGCUGUCUCUCAUUAAAACCCUAAUACCCUGCUUGCUUCUCUGCCUCUCUCUCAAACACCAUCAGCGAACCAAGAAUGUCGAUUCCUUGUCUAACCGAAGAGACGGCCAAAUCAGUGCUACGCCAGGUGGAGUUCUACUUCAGUGAUAGUAAUCUCCCCAUCGAUGAUUUCCUCAAGAAGACCGUUAGAGAGAGUGAUGAUGGAUUGGUUAGUUUGGGGUUGAUAUGCUCCUUCAGUAAGAUGAGAGCUUAUUUGAAGCUGGGUGAUUCCAAAGGAGAUGAGGUUCCUGAAGAUACCAUCAAAGCUGUUGCUGAUACUCUUCGUACCUCUUCUGCUCUCAAGGUUUCUGAAGAUGGGAAAAAGGUUGGUAGGAGUACAGAGUUGCUGAAGCUUGAAGAUUUGAUUGAGCAGCUUAACGCUAGAACUGUAGCUGCUUCACCGUUCUCGUACGAUGUUAAAAGGGAAGACGUGGAAGCCUUUUUCAGUCAGUACGGAAAGGUUAAUAGUGUGAGGAUGCCUCGUCAUGUAGCAGAGACGAGAGUGUUUUGUGGCGUUGCCUUGGUUGAGUUCCCUACUGAAGAGGAUGCGCAGAAUGUUAUGAAGCAAAGCUUGGUUUUUGCUGGUCUCGAGUUGGAGAUGAAACCAAAGAAAGAGUUUGAUGAUGAAAGGGAGAAAGAUGAAGAGAAGUUUGCUAACUACCGUCCUCAAAAGGCUUCUGCGAAUCAGAAGAACGGUUCUGAUCAUAGGAACGGUUCUGAAUCCGAGGCAAACUAUCCCAAGGGUUUGAUCAUUUCAUUCACUCUAAAGCGCUCAGCCGAAGAAGGUGCUACAGAGAAGAGUUCCGAGGAGCCAGCCGAUAAGAAAAUGGAUGAGAGUGAAUCAAAGACGGAAGAUAAUCCUGCUGAGGAUAAAGAAAACACUGAUCAGGCACAGGGGGAAGACGAUGACGAUGAAUCUUCUGAUUCUCCAGCUAAAAACGGAGAGAAAGAAGAAAAGGGUGGUGCUCUAGCUACUCAUAAAGAUAACAAAGAUGUUGUCUUGCGUGAAGAUCUCAAGGCCGUGUUUGGAAAAUUCGGUGAAGUCAAGUUUGUGGAUUUCAAGAUGGGAUCUGAGACGGGUUACCUUAGGUUUGAUGAACCAGAAGCAUCCCAGAAAGCACGUGCUGCAGCAGUAUUAGCCAAAGAAGGUGGACUAGCCGUGAAGAACUUUAUCGCAGUCCUGGAACCUCUUACUGGUGAAGCUGAGAAGGAGUACUGGGGUCUUCUCCGCAGCAAAGAUCGGUUUGACAAGGGUGGCCGUGGAGGAAGGGGAGGAAAACGAGGAGGAGGGAGGUUCGGGAGAAAGAGGGGAUCUGAUUCCCCGGGUGGUCGCUGGAACAAAUCUCAGAAGGUGGAAGCAUGAUGAUGACCCACUUUCUUCUCUUCUCUCGUUUUCUCUUUUAUAGCUCUUGACUUGUUGCUUCUGCUUUAUUAUCUAUAUGUAACUUCACAGUCGAAACCUUUUAUCAUCUACUGGUGACUUUGUUGUGAUGCUAUCUAAACUAUAAAUCAGCAAUCAAGUUUUGUAUUAA